This is a messenger RNA of Hemicordylus capensis (graceful crag lizard), 2034 nucleotides long. RefSeq names its product RAS like family 10 member A (gene RASL10A). Gene Ontology annotation, molecular function: GTPase activity; GTP binding. The transcript is spliced from 3 exons. The record is from RefSeq and is a predicted model, not a curated record. Lineage: Eukaryota; Metazoa; Chordata; Lepidosauria; Squamata; Cordylidae. The coding region runs from base 4 to 615 and encodes 203 amino acids.
ACCAUGGUGGAGACUUUAGCCGUGGCUGUCCUGGGAGCGCCGAAAGUGGGCAAAACGGCCAUCAUCCGCCAGUUCUUGUAUUACGACUUCGUGGAGGAAUACAGCCCCACGGAACGCCGCUACGCCUACAGGCCCUCGGUCAUUUUCAACGGGAACAUGUACGACAUGAAGAUCCUGGACAUGCCCUACUUAACGGCAUUCCCAGCCAACAGCUCUCAGGAAUGGUCAGAUCUCAAGUGCCGGGGGCUGAGGAACGCGGAUGCCUACGUGCUGGUCUACGACAUCUGCUGUCCCGAAAGCUUUGAGUAUGUGAAAACGAUCCACCAGCAGAUACAGGAAAACAGGGUGAGCAGCGCCAGCGAAGCCCCGAUCAUCGUGGUGGGGAACAAGCGGGACCAGCAGCGGCAGCGUUUCAUGUCCCGGCGGGCGCUCUCGGUCCUCGUGAAGAAGAGCUGGAAGUGUGGCUACAUGGAGUGCUCCGCCAAGUACAACUGGCACAUCGUCCUCCUCUUCAAGGAGCUGCUGUGUAGCGUCCUGGCCCAGGGCUGCAAGAACCACCACUCCACCAUGCGCCUGCAGGGGGCGCUCCACAGAAACCGGUGUAGCCUUAUGUGAGAGGGCGACCGCCACAAGGGGGCGCAAGCCCUGAACCCUUUCAACAGCGCACGGCGGCAUCCAAAAUGGCGGGAGACCAUUUGGGGGGUUGAGAAAAGGGGCUUGGGCAACGUCAGGGAGGGCAGGUCGAUCAAUGGCUACUCGUCUUGAUGGCUAUAGGCCACCUCCAGGCUCAGAGGUAGGAUGCCUCUGAAUCCCAUCCAGCAGGGCAAUUCUUGUGAGACUUGGGACCAUAUCUGGAUGGCCGUCAGGCUCGUGGAAGCCACCUGAAAGUGCGGUCUGUUUGCUGCUGUCAACCUCCAGAGAGGGACGGCCAGAUUGGCUUUUUUGAAGCCAAAUGUUGGGUUACGGCCCAUUUGACCCAGGAGUAUACCCCUCAGGCGGGAGGGGUGAUCUUGGGAUUCCCCCAAUAACAUCCACAUGUUUCAGGGGGACCCUCCUCUUGAAGCAAAACAGCAAGGCCCGGCAGGCAGUCAUGCUAGGAAUGGCUUGGACCCAGCACUCGGCCCUCCAGGCUACACUGCCUCUAACCGUGGAGGCUCCAUUUUGCACCGGAUCCACAGAGCAGCUCUGUUUCCUGCCCCGGGUUAAUCAGGGUAUCCCCUGAGAUUUCCCGUUUUCCCCAGGCUGGCCCUGUCUCUCAGGCAGUUGGCCGUGUCUACCAUUGUGUGGCGGAUCUGGCCCUUUGCAUGCUGACACACAGCACCCUCCUGCUCAAAUGUGUGCAUGCAAACUGCUUGCUGUUACAGAGGGCAAAAGCAUCACCUUUUGGGUCCCGUGGGGCCGGCAAUUUCCAGAGGCCACUGGGGGCGGUGUGAAUCCCACCCCAAAACUGGGAAGAUGGAGGGGGUGCUCUUUUCUAGGCCCGGAAACCACUACUUCUCUGCCUGGAUGGGACAGGAAGUCCUUUCCACGGGGGCACCUGCCUUCUCAGGGAUUUCUCAGGAGCUCACCUGCUGGUGGCCACCUUUGCCAGCCUAACCCUAACCCUCCAGCACCCCCUGAAUGGCCCCGGCUUGACUGGGCGACUCUGGUUCUAGACUCACCUUGGCAAAUGCAGAUCAGGAUGCUUCCAUUCCCCCAAUCACCGUGCACUGAAAAAAGCGUGUGUGAGGAAAAGCAGGCCUGAUCAAGACACUCACUUUUUAAAAGAAUUACAGUAAUGAGGGUGUGUGGGUGUCCCCAUCAAACAAACAUGGGAGGAGACCCAGAUUCGAGGGCAGAAGAUUCGAGCUCGAAUCGAAUCAGGCUGACUGGAUUCAAACUCGAAUCGUAUCGCAAAAUUCGAUUCAUGCACAUCCGUAAAAUUAGAUAAAACAAAAAAGGACUCAGGAUAGUUAAUUCCACGCUGCCGUUUCUCGUCAGCAGUGAAGAUAGAAUCAAAAUCCAAGAAAAAUAAAGGACAUGCUGUAUAUUAAA